GGAAGUGAACACGGCGUCUCUCCACUUCACCAACUUUAAAUGGAGAUCACAAGCAGUCUGGAGCACUUUCAUUCCGUACUUUAUCUAGCGUCUCUACCCUCGGAGCGUUGAUGAUUUUGACAAACAAUUCAUUUUGCCUCGGCGUUCUCAGGAGGAUCGGAUCUCAUUUCUCGCAGGGCAGCGGCGGCACAGAACGCAGGGGAAUGCCCGUGUUUGGUUUUCAUGUUUUUUAUAGUUUUACAGCCGGUAUGUUAAAAUGAAGACCGACUGUAGAAAGUAAGUUGAUGGAUCUGUUACAGAAGUCGCUUUAGUUUCGGACCCAGCAUAAUUACCAAGUUAUAAGUGAAGUACAGUUCAGUUAAUAAUUAUAUAAAUUGUGCUGAAUUGAACAGCUUCUCAGAGGAAUAUUUUUCGCAACUCGCCGGUUGUAAAAAGAUUACCCAACCCGUUGGCACCGCAGUAUCUGUCAGCAUGCCUUCUGAGUCUCCGGCGGCAACCUGUGACCCAGCCUUUGAAGCCCACGCCGCCGCUCCGCUGCCUUUCUGUGUGGAUGUAUCCGCAGAGCGUGGCGCCCGCAGGACGCGCCGUCCCCUCACGCCGUUCGUCCACUCGCGUCUGUUUGCUUGCAAAAUGUGAUCGCAAGGGCCAGUGACUGGCGCACACGGUGAGAGUAAGAGCAGCUCGGAUACGGAUGAGGAGCGACGCACUGCCGCCCGGACGAGCUCUUCUGGGACAGGAGACAGGAGCCGAGCUCUGAGGCAGACCCGUUCCACACGAGGACAUUUGUUUAUCUCGUGGAGACCAAUGCACACUUCACAGCGCGUCUUCACGGUGCAUUUGAGCAAACAGCGUUUCGCCCCGCACAUUAAUGACACUGGAUUAAAGUUCAUUGAAGCCCAUUCUGUGUGGGGAGGUAGGGUUUUGUGUGACUCCGUGUGGGCACCGACUCGUGUGCAUUUCUAAAACGUGUCGCGUUUGAAUAUGAACUCUGGUGCUGAAUGGAAGUUUUGGGACACUCGCGCCUGAGCUCUGAUGGCACUCCUCCAGCUUUAAAAGUUUGGAUUUUAUCUGUUUCGCAGUAGUCGUCGAGGCUGAAAGGAGAAGUGGGACGCGCAUACAUAGAAACGCAUUUUCUCCGUUUUGUCUCUCCGCGGUGCUUGCCUGCUUUGAAGUCCACCAUGUGCGGCCGGGCACCGCCGCUGCAGCCGAGGCCAUGACCGUCCCGCUGCGGCGCCUGGCCGGGCUCUGGCCGUGGCUGCUCAUGGCGGCCCUGCAGGUGGUGCUGGGCCAGCCGGGCCUGGAGUCCGAGCGGCCGGCCCUGCGAGCGCUCAUCAAGGUGGCACUGCUGAACCACGAGCCGACGGGGAAGCCCAUCACCCUGGAGGGGGUGUUCGUGGGAGGGAGCGCCGGCUACGCGGAGGGAAAACUAAUGCAGUAUCACCCUCUGUCUCUGUGCAACACGAGCGAGGAUGAACGACAAGAGAGUGACUUUAUCACCAUUGUCAAACUGGAGCACAGGGUACCCCGCUGUCUGCCGCUGCUCGAUAAGGCUCGCAUGGCACUGGAUAAAGGAGCUCAGGCCGUCAUCUUUGAUGUCAGCGAUGAUGCCAAUGCUGCUGCUGAGCUGCGAGAAACAGACUCCCUUCCCCGUCCAGUCGUGCUGGUUGAGGCGGAGGAUGCUGAGGAGCUGAUGGGUCUGGUCAACAAGAAUGAGGAGGCCAAAGUUCGCAUUGAGAUCAUGGUGGAGCAGCCUAGAUGGCCACAUUACGAUGUGGGGAUCCUGCUCACCAUUGUCUUAGCUAUUCUGACCAUCGUCCUAAUCUUCGCUUUCCGCUACAAGUGCAAGUCCAACAGAACCUGGGACUCUGUCCAUCAGCAGACCAUGCGGGCCAUUAGUCGAUUGGAGACCAAAACCUACAACUCCCAGGGCUGCUCAGGCUCUCAGCGCCACCGUGCCGCCUGGGGGUCAGCCAGCAGCUCCAACUCGAGCCCCGUCUGUGCUAUCUGCCUGGAGGAGUUCCAAGAUGGUCAGCAUUUGAGGAUCAUCUCCUGUGCUCAUGAGUUCCACAAAGACUGCGUCGACCCCUGGCUGCUGCAACACCGCACCUGUCCCCUCUGCAUGCACAACAUCAUGGGGACGGAGCGGCAGCCCCAAAGGAACAGACUCCAGCAGAGUUCAGAGCAAAGCCAAGGUUUCCUGCAUGCUCAGCCUUACGCCAGCCCACGCAACCACCCCUUCCCUCAGCAUGCCAUUCCCUUCUCUAUGAGGCCCCACUAUCCUCGUGGACCCUCUGGACCCUAUCCCUCUCUGGGCCACUACACUGGCUCUUCUCCCAGGGACACCCAAACUCUACGUUUCCUCACCAGCAGGCCGCUUGGCUCCAGCUGUGGGUACCACCUUCCUGCAGAGGGUCCCGGGAGGCCCCACAGGAUUGGCGGUAACUGCAGGACUUCCACCCACCACUACACCCCCCGCCGGUCCUGCCACAACUAUCGCUCAUCCUGUCCGGCCCAGCGCAGUGCGUCCAGCUCAAGACUGCACCACGCAGCCUCCAUCACGCCACAGCCCCGCGGAGCACCGGCCCAUAGCCGGCAGGACGAGGGCAGCUGCUCCGGUGGCAGCUACCACACAGAACGCAGCGGAUACUUGGCCGAUGGGCCAGCAAGUGACUCCAGCUCAGGGCCAUGCCACGGCUCCUCCAGUGACUCGGUCCUCAAUUGUACUGACGUGUCCCUGCAGGGGGUUUAUGGCAGCUGGUCCACUUUCCGUAGCUCUCUGAGCAGUGACUACGAUCCAUUUGUGUAUUAUGGGCCAGGUCCUGGGCACGCCCCCCACAGGAAUAGCCUGGAGGCGUGUGCCCAGGCCCGGCCCAGGUCUCUGGAUUCUGUGGUGAAUAAAGCAGGCUGCCCAGAAGAACAGCCUCAGACUGUGUUCAGCCACAUCCACUACCACCGCCAUAGACACCACCACUAUGAGGAGGGGGAGCACAGCCAGGGCCCGAGCAGAGGCUCAGACGAGGAGCAGGGGGCCGCUGCUGCAGCGGCUGCACCUGCUGCUCUUGUCCUGGACAAAGACUCACCUGUGUGCUCUCCCAAGCACAGCCCCUGCCAGUGCUCAAAACCAGACCCCACAGAUCGGCCCAGUCCCGGGGCAGAGUGCCAGGACCAUGACCCCGGCAGCCCUACAGGGCCUCCUGUCCUGGUGUCCCCAAUCCCCUUACAGCUUCAACCCCACUGUUGCCACCAGGGACACGGACACCCUCCCACUCCUCUUGGGCGAGUGGGUGGUUGUGUGCUUGAUGGCCCCUCUGUUCGCUUCCACCAGAGCUUAGAUCUGCAGGAUGACCGUAGCAUCCACAUCCACUACGGCCAGGGCCCGGGCUUCUGCUGCUCUCCUCCUGAGCUGCACCCUGCUUUGCUCCCCGUGCCCCUCAUUCUGGACUCUGGAGGUCUGGAGGACUGGCCUUGCUGUGCCGGGGCCCACGUUGUGUGGCAGAAGCGGGUGCAGCAGGCCCGCUCAGAGCCUCAGCUCCUGGGGCCUGGGACCUCUAUGGACCGGCCACCCUGCAGGCUUCACCAUGGCCCUGCUGCUGACCGCAACACAGACAUUUGUUUGUACUGCCAAACAUUACACCACAAUCAGGGAUCAGAAGAGGAGUCUGGUGUGUGAGAACUUGUUGCAUCCCCAAUUAUCACGCUGCUACACGGGAGCCAGAAUGGACAAGCCUCUCAUUGGCUAUCGCACUCAGUCUUCCACAGAAUUACACCAGAAAUGCCUUCCUUCAGAUGAUUCCCCAGCUUCCCCCGGGCUUCAAAGCUCAUGUGCUGAAAUGCUCCUUCAGACGAGUUAGAUUGAGUUACUUAGUAAAAUUACUGUGAUUAAAUCAUGCUUAAUUUUUUGGAACAAUACGGGACCCUUCAUAAUAUUGUGUGUCAGAAUUUGCUUAAUGAUUCAAAUGUUUGGGGGUUGCUGGGGAAACGACUCUACACCACAAAGAGGAAAACAUUUUUUUCUGUUUCUCCUUAUCAUGGAAUAUUCAUUUCCAACAUGACAUCACAAGUUCCCAUGCUCCUUAGUGACAACUGACGAUGAUCCUUGCUUAGGGUGUUGAGCCCCCAUGAAGUGAGACUCCAUCUCUGCAUUGCUCACUCUAUUACAACAUAACUUGAUUUAUCUUAGAGGUACUUACUUUCACUCGUGUGAUCUUCGUCUUCCUUCGCUGAGUCCAGUCUCAGCUGAGAGAAGCUUUUCUCUCCAGCCUACCUCAGCUCAGAUUUCUUAACAUGCCUCAUACAGAGGGUCUUUAAAGGUACUGCUGUAGUGAUUGUUUUUUUUUCUUUGGUCACAACCAUGUAGCUCCCAUAAACUCAAGAAAAACUUAGACCUGUCCAAACGGAGGGAAAGGUUGAUGCUCAGCCCCUCAAACAACAAGCAUUCACUGAGGUUGCUGAGUCUUGCAUUGGCCUUGUUUUCAUUAUUUCAAUAAUGGCAGCUGUUUUCAACAUGUUUGUUUGUGUUUUGGAUCAUUUUCUGUUUCUUUUUUUUUGUAGUCUGUAAUUUUUUUUUUCACCUUUCAAAAUGAACCAGUUUGACUGAAUUAUGUCGCCGUCAUUGCAAGCUUUUGUCUUGUUCUUGUCGUUUCUCUUGCCAGCGGUCGCUUCACGGGUUUGACCUCGGUGCUGUUCAACCCUCUGGUCUGUGCAAAGUGAACAGGCCUCAUCACAAGAAUGACAAACCUGUCCUCUGCUCCUUCAGUGCCUAACUCAUCACAAUGUUGUAUUAUCCUCCAGAAAGGAUGAACCCCUGUUGUCCUCCAGCGACUAAAGCUCUUGAAAAAUGUUCUGCAUUGCAGCCAUAGAAAAGAGAAAGUGACUAUAUAUAACGAUACAACUGGAGUAAAGCCAUGCUAGGUAGCCCUUACAGUCCCAAGCAUCAGCUCAGUCUGUUGCUGUCACACCAGUUUCAUAAAAGCUUGGUAUGCUUUUCCCAUGAUUCAAACUGCAGGGGAGGGUGAGCCUGAGAAUGAUAUCAGGAACAAUCAAACACUGGAAAAAUGGGGAGAAUUCAUCUUAGUUACAGUUAUAACACCAGGAUCGACCCUGUCACGGUAAAUGGGCAUUGGCAAUCCCUGCUUCUGAGCUUACAGCACUUGAAGGAAGAUCCACCUCGAAAUCAGAAAUCAGAUAUAGUAUUUUAAAGAUUUUAUUUGAUUCAGAAAAAUAGUUUUUAAAAUGUUUAACCAUCUCUCCAAACUGCAAACAGCAGAAUCAAGGUUGAAAUCUUUGUUGGCUUCUGUUCCGUCAUCCCCCAUUCAGCCCCUCUGACAGACUGACGCACAGAAAAUGUGUUCAUAGCCCUGGAAAAUUACUCAGAACGUUUCAACUGUGUAGAUAAAAGCUGACCUCGCCGAUCCAUCAAAGAAGGCUCUCUUACUUCAUAACCACAAACUUCUCCAUGCUAAAUAAUCUGAGAUCAGAUGAUUCUGUUAUGGUGUGGACUCUCCUUUAAAGUGAAAAUGUGAAAGCAGCCAGACUUCAGAUACAGUUCAGCUCAAAGCAGCGGACAAAGAGCUCAUGGGUAUCGCAGUGUAACCAGUAGCACUUACUAAAGCCUCACAUGUGCCUUAUUGAUUCAAACUGUUCAGAAUCCUAAACCGGGAGCCUCCCAACACAUUAAGCUCUUACCUGUCUGACCAAAGAGGCAAAAUCUUGAACACAGUGAAUUUAUAACAGAGUAUGUGUUGUGCCUUUUUUCCUGCUAUAGGCCUUUCCUUAAAUCUCACGAUUAAAUGUGCUUUUAGUGACAAGAGAGAGUGUCCCAGAAUUGAAGUGGAAAUCAUUUUGGACUCUAUAUUUUUGGACAAUCAUGCAGAGGUUUUGAACUGCGGUCCCUUGUAUUAAUACCUCACUUUGAUUGUGUCAGCACAGCGUCCUCCAGCUAAAACAUCAGGGUUUCCUCAUCUGUUAUUUUGUUCGUGCCCAAACGGUCUCCGAGACUGAGAGAUGGAAAUGACUGAAUUACAAGCAGCACUUUGGCUUAAGUAGAUUUUAUAUAAAAAAAACAAACAAACAUAAAUCUCAUAGUAUUAAUUCAAAACAAGCCCAAAACCACAUGAAAAAAUAGCAUGUAGUGAUGCUGCAGACUAUCUGAUGUGAUUUCAUCCUGUUCAAGAUCUUUCUCUUUGUCUUGUGUAUGUGUUUGUUUGUUAUGUUUGCAAGAAUAAUGAGCUGAAACUGCCUUUUCUAUGAGUAAAGAUCCCUCCAGAACUUUAAGGGAUAUGUCAGUAUAUUUUGGAUACUUUGUGUACAAAAAGAGAACAACAAAAACAGAAAUGAAAUAGUGUUGUAUUUUAUAUAUAAUAGAACAUUUCAAUAUAGUGACAUGUCACUAAUAUAUUUAUUUACUAAUAUAUUUAUCCAUUUUGUCCAGGUUUGAAAGAGUGGUUUCUGUAUAGACUGAAUGUUUCUAUAUGGAAACUGACCAGUGCCAUCACAGAUGUAUCAACCUGU
Messenger RNA from Chelmon rostratus (copperband butterflyfish), 6510 nucleotides. Its product is annotated as E3 ubiquitin-protein ligase RNF43. The transcript is spliced from 9 exons. Gene Ontology annotation, biological process: Wnt receptor catabolic process; ubiquitin-dependent protein catabolic process. Gene Ontology annotation, molecular function: frizzled binding; ubiquitin protein ligase activity. NCBI's taxonomy places the organism in Eukaryota, Metazoa, Chordata, Actinopteri, Chaetodontiformes, Chaetodontidae. Bases 1214 to 3670 code for a protein of 818 amino acids. The record is from RefSeq and is a predicted model, not a curated record.